Cadophora gregata is the source of this 2065-nucleotide messenger RNA. RefSeq lists its product as uncharacterized. Lineage: Eukaryota; Fungi; Ascomycota; Leotiomycetes; Helotiales; Ploettnerulaceae. Bases 1345 to 1854 code for a protein of 169 amino acids. The record is from RefSeq and is a predicted model, not a curated record. The transcript has 3 exons.
GUUGAAAUGGGAUGUGCUUCUACCAAGUUCCAGUCUUCUUGUCUUUGUAUACUUUCUACAACUGGCCUUCGUACGAUACCUGCUUGCUAAUCUCUACCAGAACAUGCCUUACAGGAAAAGGUACUUACGUACGCCCUCACCAUGAGAGGGGCACCUGAGAAGGGCACUUUCCGAGAAUGAUAAAGCUCGUAACCGUCAACAAAUUCCAAUCGCUAUCAAAUGUCCGUUUAUCCCAGUACUUUCAUUACACCUCUAGCGAUUCCCAAGACCCAGCCUUUACCUGCAACGUAUUGAGCUCCAGGGCUACAUUACAUGACCAGCAUUUGUCAGAAUGACUUCAGAUAUUCAAACACCAAAAUGUCUUUCUACGACAGCGACUCCCAAAGGCCCAGCGGAGCGACAACUCGCAAUCGACACUGUCAAUUGGAGUAGAACCGAAGAUGCCCUCUUGACAUAUUUCUCAGAGCGGAAAUCAUUUCUUUAGUCAUAUAUCCGCUGAUCGCGGCAACAGUUGACCAAGAUCUAAUAAGACUUGAGGAACUAAUAGCCUAGGGUUUGAAUGAAAAGGGUGUAGGAUAAUUCGGAGCCUGUGGGUUCUAGUUUCGAGAGCUGCUAGCUGGCAAAAACGGUAAUCUCGCUAUUAAUAUCCAGGAUUGUGUUACCAGCCAAGGUGGCGACUCAGAAGUUGACAGCAAUGGAAACGACAUCGAUGGGUGGCAUCGCCUACGACAAGACAUUUGACCAAGACUUCACGGUGUUUUAGACUGCGUCUUGAGGCGAGAGAAUGUAUUUAGCAAGCGGGCUUGUAGUCUCCAUCUCUUGCAAUGUCCGCUUUGCCUUCAGACUGGCAGACCUUGUUCAUUACCUCUAGAUCAAAGGAAGUUUAAAUCGAUCAAAAAAUAAUACAAAUAUACGACCCUCAAGUGAUGUCAGUCUGUCAGGGGCUUCGCAAAACGUACUCGCCAAGCGUUGUUGGUUUGACUAUGUGCAGGUGACGGGAAUAAAAGGGAAAGAUGAAAGCAACGUAUGAUAUAACUUCUCUCAUUCGAUUUUGGGAAAUGUUGGCUGUCUGCACCCUGCUUUACCGGCUGAAGACCUGGAUGAAUUCCCAAGGUCCGUGGCUUUUAUCCCGAGCCUUCCAUCUUGUGGUACUGCGCACAGUAGCCAUGUUGCAUUUGUUUUGAAUUGAUCUCAACCCGACUUGAAACUCGAUCGUGACUCUCAACAGAUAUUUCUGGGAGGGCUAUUGUCGUCCAAUUCGGCUGAGCGUCAAGUACCAGCCAUAUUCCAUGCUUUUUUUUUUUUGAACCGAAUCCCUGUAAUUCUCUUUCAAUCUGGUUAAAGAUGCGUCCUCAUCUAUUUUUCUGUUGGAACUUGAAAAGUUCGGAGGAAGACAAUGCCUGCCAAUGCCUGCCAACACACUCCAAGUGGUUUCGGCAUGACCUCCCAAUGUUCGUCUCCUUCUCAAUCAGUUCUGCUAUAAGAAGGAGCUCCUCUCUCCAAAUUGUACUUUUUUCUGAAAACUGCCCAUCCCCUCCUACAAUAGUUCCAGCGACAAUCAGACUCGGUAUAGCUACCACCAUGGCUUUCAAGAACCUCCUUCGAAUGGUCACUGCCCUGAUCGCCAUUCAGAUCGCUGGCUGCUACGUUGUCCCUGCCUCGUCCGCUCCUGAAGUUCCGUCGCUUCUUUCGCCAGCACGUAAGUGUUGUCGUGAAGUAUCGGAAUGCCCUCGGUCAGCGGGCUACCCAUACAUGCGUUGCUGCAGGCGAGCGUCUAGCACAGCUUGUAGCGACGGAAGCCCGUUCAAUACAUUGGGGGAGUGUGUUCAAUCCAAGACAGAUUUCAAAUGCUAGGAAGGGAGAAGUAAUGCCGUAAAAUGUAGCCUGAGGAAGGACUGGGGAAACCAAUAGCAAAGGGAGGGCGGUUGCUACUUUGUCUCGAGAACUUGCGGCGUCCUAGCUAGAUCAAGCCCUGAGAAAAUCGGAACACAAUCAAGGUGCUCCAUUUUACUAAGCACCAUACGAUUCGCUUUCACCAGAUUUACUUUCCAUACUGUAGUCAUGG